UUCUUCUUCUUCCACUUCUGUUGUGCCUUCUCUUCAGCCUGCCUGGCACCAAAUGCUGUUGCUACUGCUGCUGCCCAUGGCUUGGGCACCUUUGCUGGCACGUCUGCAGACCCUGGUCGAGGAUGACAGAUGCAACCAAACAAACUGGCAAAGAAAUAUAGAAGGAGGGUCUGAUGAGAAAGGACAUCUCCUGAAUGUCAGCGUGAGCAACCGUGGCCACUCUGACUCCCUUUUCCUGACCUGGAACACACUUUUGAAAGAUGUCCAAGGCUUCUCGUUGGCACUCUAUGCCUCAGAGAACAACACUGUACUGCAGAAUGGGUUGGCUACAUUCAAUGCUACCAGCUUCAACUUCCAUGGCUUGCUCCCCGGGAUGGAAUACAGCAUUGAAGUCAUUGCUCUGCUGACUUGUGCACAGAAUUCCAGUUGGAGAGUAACUGGGCAAACGGUUCCUUCACCUGCAAAGGAUGUGAUUCUGAGCACUCAGAGCAACCCUUCAGUGCUACUGGCCUCCUGGAGCGAAGCCCCUGGUGGGAAAGAUGGCUACCGGCUGGUUCUCUACCACAUGGAAUCACAGAUACCUGUCAGGAAUGUGACCCUUCCAAAAGGGGCCACAACUUUCCAGUUUGAGAGGCUUCUUGCUGGCAGCAAGUAUGCCCUGCGCAUCACUACGCUGGCAGGUCAUUCUGCGGCAAGCACCAGUACGCAGCAGUGGACAGCCCCUGUUGCCCCUACGGCACUGGCUUUACAGAGCAGGCGCUCCAACUCCAGCCUGACUGCCUCAUGGGCCAACACAGAGGGAGCAGAGUGGCUGCGUUUCACCCUUCAAAACCUCCACAUUCCUGCUGAAAGCAUCACUGUGACAACCAGGAAGGGUGUGGCCAGCUACACUUUCCAGCACCUGCAACCCGGUACUCCCUACUGCCUGAAGGUCAUUGCGUCAGCUGGGCAUUAUGAGGCUGAGGGCCCCAAUGUCACUGCUUAUACAUACCCUCUGAGCCCAACCAAUGUAAGCUUGGUCAACUAUGGCAGAAACAACACCUUGAGGGCAGCAUGGGAAUCCUCAGCUGGAGAAAGAGAAUUCUAUCUGGUGACUCUGCAGGAGGGAAAGAGCAACACAGCUCUCCGAAAUGUGACUGUGGGAGCAGACCGCACACAUGUCAUCUUCCACAGCCUGAGCUCCGGGACUCACUACACUGCUUGGGUGACUGCUGUUGCUGGGCCCCAUAGAGCACCCUCUCAAAGCGUCUCUGCCUGGACAUAUCCCAUCGCUCCGCCAGGUGGCAGCUUGUCUAGCCAGGGCAAUGCUCACAUGCUAAAUGCUCAGUGGCAAGAGGUGGUUGGGACUGGCUAUGUGGCAGCACUGUACACUACAGAACCACCCAUGCUGGUGCAAAACAACUCAUUGCCUAAGGGCCAGUCCACCCUACGUUAUGAGCAGUUAAGCCCAGGCACUCACUAUGCUUGGGUGAUUAGUGCUAUUGCUGGACCCUACAUCUCCAUGCCCCUUCGCCUUGUGAACUGGACAUAUCCUUUGCCUCCAGACCACCUGAGCCUCAUCAACAAAGGUCACAGCACAAGGUCACUACAUGCCUCUUGGCAGAACCCUCCUGGGGACAAAAGCCAUUACGGAGGAACCCUCUUGGAAACCGAAUCCCAGCUGGAGAUCCAAAAUGUUACCGUAGAAAAGGAUGCAACAAGGCUUGUCUUUGAAGGGCUGAUCCCUGGACGUCAGUACACCCUGCAGAUGGUAGGAGUGGCUGGCCCAUUCCGAUCUCUUGUUCAAACUGCCAGUGCCUGGACAUAUCCUUUGGCUCCUUCAGGAGUCAUGCUGACCAGUAGCAGGUGGUCCUCCAACCUUGUUGCCUCUUGGAGUCCACCUCCAGGAGGCAGAGACAAGUUCUUUCUGCACUUCUACAGCCAGCAGCCCUCACUGCUGAGGAACAUCACAAUUGGGCCCAGCAUGCAGAAUUUCACCUUUCAAGAGCUCCUCCCUGGUAGCCAGUACUUUUUGGAGGUGGUGGCAUUAGCAGGACCAUAUCAAGCCUCUUCACAGUUGGUCUCUGCAUGGACAUAUCCCCAAUCUCUUGCUAAUGUGAGUGUGAAAUGUGGCCAGAGUCCCCAGCAAUUGCUUGUGAGUUGGAUGGAAUCAGGUCAAGGACGAGAAUACUGGAUACAGCUCUACUCAGACGAAUCCUUGUCCAUUAUCCGGAACUUGUCAGUGCCACAUGGAACUACGCAGGUGAUCCUAGAUGGUCUAGUGCCAGGAACACGAUACCGUGUUGAGAUUGUCUCCAGGGCUGGACCUCACUACGUUUCCUCGCAAACAGCCAUUGGCUACACAGUGCCCUUGAUGCCUCUUUUCCUGCUGGUGACCAGCCAUGGUUCUUCAACAUUGUCUGUGCAGUGGAAGGCCCCUGCUGGGCAAAGGGACAGCUAUAUGGUCUCUGUCCUUGAAGAAGGCCCUGCAGCUACCAGAACUCACAUUCCCAUGGAAAAAGCCAACACUAAUAUCACUCUUGUGGGGUUGACACCAGGAACGUGCUACCUCAUUGCAGUGUGGUCUCUGGCUGGACCAUACAACUCAGCUUCCCAGAACAGCACAGGUUGCACAGCUCCUGCAGCACCUGUGAACCUGACCCUGAGGAACACUGGCAGCUCUUCUGUGCUGUACACAGCCUGGUCAGAGGCCCCAGGGGGCAAAGACUACUACCGGCUUAUCCUAUAUUACUUGGUGUCUCCAGGCACAGAGAGAGCUCAAGUUGUGGGUCCAGGUACCCAGGAUUUCAUCUGGACAGGUUUGCCAUCAGGCAGCCAAUUUGCUGUACAGGUUGUCACAGUGAAAGGCCAAACUGAGGCCCCCUCAUCCAUCACCACUGAGUGGACAUCUCCUCUACCAGCUACCUCUGUGCAAAUGUGGAAUGAGAGGCAGCCAGGCAGGUUGCAAGUAGCUUGGACACCAGCCUCCGGCAGACUGCACGGCUACGAGUUGAACUUGUACUGCUCAAGAUGUCGCACCACAGCAGCACAAGACUUCGUGGGCAGAGAUGCCACCAAUUUCACCUUCUCAGGGCUGACCCCGGGAACCCGAUACUGGUUUGAGAUCAGCUCCCUGUCAGGCCCCUACAGGGCUUCAGCAGGAAACAUCAGUGAUUGGACAAGUCCUCUGCCUCCUCACACGGUGAUUUUGUCGAACAAAGGGCAUUCUGAUCAACUGAGUGCUUCCUGGGAAUCUCCUGCAGGAGACCAGACAGGCUAUAGACUGACUUUAUACUAUGCUGAAUCAGGCACUGUGGCAGCCAAGAAAUAUAUACAAAAGGGGGUCACAAAUUUCACCUUCUUAGGCCUGCUCCCUGGAACUAAAUACUUGCUUGAAGUUUCUUCCUUGGCAGGGCCAUACCAGAUAUCAGCAAGGAAUGUCAGUGACUGGACAUACCCUUUGGUUCCUAGGAAGCUCUCCAUGGUGGUUGAGAAGAGCAACCCUUCACUCUCUGUGUCCUGGGUGAAACCUUUUAGCAAGCCAGAGCGCUGCCAGCUGCAGCUGUGGCAUCCCGGCAACAGCACCAUUCUACAGAAUCACACCUUGGCCCCAUGGCAGAUCCAGCACGUUUUCCAGGACUUGAUUCCAGGAAGGAAUUACUCUGUAUCUCUCAGCUGUAUUUCUGGGCCAUAUAAGAGCAGUUCUGAGACUGUGGUAAUGCCAAUAGAGCUCGCUGGGGUGAAGAACAUACAAUGUUUCCCUGAUGUCACCAGUUUUUUUCUGAACUGGACCAUCCCUGAAGGCGAUAUUAAGGCUUAUGAGCUAACAGUGGAGAUGUUUCCAAGAAGAGUCGUCCAUCAGCCUGUACUUCAUCUGGCUGUUUCCAGGGCUGAAGAAACUCUGGAAGACCUCACCCCAGACUCUUCAUAUCAAAUCCUCAUUAAUGCUGUUGGCAGGAAUGGUGUGAGAAGUCCAGCUGUGACAGCAAUCUGCAACACGUCUGUGGAAGUUCUUCCCCCUCCUGUGAGAGCAGAUAUCCCACAAUUUGAUGCCAGCUCCCGAAUCAUCAUCUCCCCCAAUAUGUUCAGUGAGGAGAAUGGACUCAUAGAAUAUUAUGGAGUUGUUGUCACCACCAAUGAAUCUUUGUUGAGACCUACCCAAGAUAUCAUCUUCCGCACAUGGUAUGACCACUAUUAUGGGCAAGAAGACUCUUAUUUAGCUGUGUUGGUGCCAAACCCCUUUCAUCUUAACGAGAGUACCAGUCCCAAGGCCUGGCCAGUGACACUGGGUUCAGAGGAAUGCAGCCACUUCCGAAAAACCUGCAAUGGAAAACUGAAGCCAGACACACAGUACAGGUUCAGUAUUGCUGCUUUCACCAGAUAUAGUCAGCGGUCUCCUAAAGUAUCAUUCACAGCCUUCUCGGCGGCAGAUGCCUCAGUGGACUCUGUUAUGUUAUCUGCUCCAAUUAUGGCUGGAAUCAUCAUGGGAUUCCUCCUGACAAUCACGGCAAUUGCUGGGUUGGUCUACAUGAAGCAUUUGAAGUCAAGGAGAAAGGAAAAGGGUAACAUGGCACAAGAAAUGGCUACAUACAGCUUGAGAAAUAUCCACCGGCCAAUCCCCAUACAAAGUUUCAGGCAGUAUUACGAUGCAAGGGCAGCAAACUCCAAUCAUGGAUUCUUUCAAGAUUUUGAGGAGCUGAAAGAAGUGGGGAAAGAGCAACCAAAAACAGAAGCUGAACUUCCUGACAACAUCUCCAAGAACCGAUACCCCCAUGUCCUGCCUUAUGAUUACACCCGUGUAAAGCUGAGCCUGCUGGAUGGGGAGCCCCACUCUGACUAUAUCAAUGCCAACUUUGUGCCAGGUUACAAUGUCCCACAGGAGUUCAUUGCUGCCCAGGCACCCUUGAAGAAAACACUGGAUGAUUUCUGGCGGCUGGUCUGGGAACAGAACAUCUGCACUAUUGUCAUGUUGACUGUGGGAAUGGAGAAUGGACGAGUGCUGUGUGAAUACUACUGGCCCUCAGACACUUCUCCUGUCUUUUCUGGACAGAUCACUAUCCACUUGCUUGCUCAAAAUUUUGCAGAUGAGUGGACCACACGGGAAUUCAGACUCCAGCAUGCAGGGCUCAAAGCAGAGAGGAGAGUGACUCACCUGCACUAUACAGCAUGGCCUGAUCAUGGUGUCCCUGAGUCCACAACCUCCAUCAUUGCCUUCAUAGAACUAGUGCGAGCACAUGUGCAGAAUGCAAAGGACUCUGGGCCUACACUGGUACACUGCAGUGCAGGAGUGGGCCGCACAGGCACUUUCAUUGCUCUUGACCGGCUCCUGCAGCAGCUGAAGCACGAUAAGGUGGUAGAUGUGUUCAACACCAUGUACAGUCUACGGAUGAGCCGUCACGUAAUGAUCCAGACUCUGGGGCAGUACAUUUUCCUGCAUAAUUGCAUCCUAGAGAAGAUCUCUGAAAACCCACUUAUCGGCCUGUCCGGAGUGGAUCUCUCCCAUCCAGUCCCUCUGAAGAGCUUUGUUCAGCAUCAUGCACGGAACAGUUACAAGGCCAACGCUGGCUUCCUGAGGGAAUACGAGCAGAUGCUCUUGGAGGCUGCAAAAGAGGAAGUCAGUUCUGUAGCACCACUUCCUGGCAACCAACAGAUCAGUUUCUGCUCCAGCAAGAUCCCUUGUGAUCAUGCUAAAGUGAAGUUCUCAGCACUGGAUCGGGAUCCCUUCUCAGACCUCUCACAUGUCUGGUUCAUCCCUGGCUGCAACUCAGCCAAGGAUUAUGUAGCUAUUGAGGGACCUGAUAAACUGGCCCUGGAGGAGUUCUGGGGGCUAGUCUGGGAACACGGAGUCCACACCAUCAUCACUCUAAUGUCUGGACAGAAAAGCAGCCCGGCUCCAGAUGACACCUGCUGGCCCUCUGAAGGGGAACCUGUCUGCACAGAGAUGUUGACCAUCCAACAAGGCCCUGAGAAGACUGUUUCAGGGUGGCCGUGUAUUCAGCUCCGAUUGAAAUAUGAAAAGAAGGCCAAGGAGAGAGUGCUGCAACACUUCCUUUUCCCUUUGUGGGAAGGAGAGGAACAACCAGCUCCCACAGUCCUGGUGGAUUUCCUCACCAUCAUCAGGCAACUCGUGCCACAUCGGAAGAGAAACAGCCCUUUGGUCCUUCACUGCAGUUCGGGAGGUGUGGCCCAGAUGGGCAUGCUGAUUGCCUUGGACACCUUGCUACAGCAGCUAAAAGGAGAGAAAAGUGUCGAUGUGUACGGGGUUGUCUUGAGGCUGGUGAGGAGCUGCUGCCUGAUGACUCCGACACUGGAUAAGUACAUGUAUCUAUAUGAAUGCAUUAGUGACACCAUCACCCAGAAACAAAUCUAGGUCUAUCACAGGACCUGGCCUCCACUCUCUGGGAGGCAAUGGGAGAAGCCUGGAAAUGAGCAAGAGCACAGCAGGACUGUGAGCAUGGACGGAACUCAGAUGUUCUCCUGCAGAGAUGGGCAGCUGCCCCAGCGGACCUGUUCGGAAACCAAGUGCAGGACGUGGAAUAAUGGGAGUCAAGCACAAGGAACCUGUGAUGUUCCUGCCUCCUGAGAUCAAGGAACUUAACAUGUGCAUUCAGCAAACAGCAGCACCCCAUGGCAAGAGCAAUGCACCUUUCAUAGAGGACACACAGCUGGCAAGAAAAAGCCAGCCUGCUAGUCCCUCUUCAGCAGUCUUGGAACCCUGGGCUCCCCAGCACUUAUGCAGGCAGAAUUAGUGGCCAGUCUGAUAAUGGAACCCAGAUGUCUGAUAAUUACCUAAACCUAAGAUAUACUACAUUCGGGACAAUCUGUGCAGUUCUGGAGGGUUUCAUGUAAAAUAUUGGACAUAGUCAGAGAAAGUACAAAAAAGUGACGAGUAAGCAGGGGCCUCUUCUUUGCAAAAGCACAAUCGAAAUAAGCAUUCUGUAUACAAAUGAUGGUUUUUCAAACCAUUACAUUGAUUAAAGAUGACUGUGAAGGAAAGACAAAGAUUUAUAAAAAAUUCUGUGUGAUGUGAAGAGAGAGAGAAAGAUUAAAACAAGGGGGAAAUGUUGAGUCAGAACCAAAAAUUUUCAGUAAUCUAAUGGAACUGGUAGGAAGCUGAGAGAGCUACAAGAAGUGCUUUUUCACAACCUACAAAUAGCCUAUGGAAUUCAGUGCUGGGUGGGCGUAUUCUGAUGAUGAUUUACAUAGAUUCUUAAAGUAUUAGAUAACUUCCUGAAAGUUAGGUCUGUUCAGAGAGGAAAUUAUAUAGAGCUGGCUGCUGGAUCCAAACAGAGGGGCCAUUUUGCCUUGCUUGUGACUUUCCCUAGAAUAUGUGGCUAUACUCUGUUUAGAAACAUAAAUUGUUGGUUUGAUCGAGUACCUUUUUAAUGACAGUUGCCUUGAUCCAUAUAACAUAUGCUGCUCCCACGAAAGAACUCUUCAGUGCCAGAGAAAAGUUUUAGGGCCAUAGUAAAUCACUGACAUCCCCUGUUUCUCCAUAACCCCUUCUUAGUCUUGAGGCCCAAGUCAUCUCCUGUGCUGCUCACUCUACAGCAGAGAACCAUGGGAAAUGUUGCCAUUUCCUGCCUGUGGGGCACCUUUAAGGCCCAGAGCUGGAUCUCGUUCAGAGCUAGACUCUGUAUCUAGGUCUCUUUUUCCUUCCAUUGAAGGACAGACAGGGUCUUCUCUUCCCAAACCAUUAUCUAGGAAGUUUGACACACACCCUCCCUUUACUUCUUUCUUUGGUCUAUUUGAGCCCAAUUCUUCCUUUAAUUUGGCUUACCUUCAAAUCAUUUGUUUAAUUACUGCAAUUUUAAAAAUGGGAGUGAGAGAAAGCGCAAAUAAAUGUGGUGUUAUAAUGGGAAUAAGUUAUUCCAGCUUCUCUGAAAGAGAGGGGGAAAGGGAGGAAGUAAUUUUGUUAUAAUAAAUUAUUCUUUAAAAUGAAA
This is a messenger RNA of Eublepharis macularius, 7922 nucleotides long. RefSeq names its product receptor-type tyrosine-protein phosphatase V-like. Bases 53 to 6349 code for a protein of 2098 amino acids. Gene Ontology annotation, biological process: protein dephosphorylation. NCBI's taxonomy places the organism in Eukaryota, Metazoa, Chordata, Lepidosauria, Squamata, Eublepharidae. Gene Ontology annotation, molecular function: protein tyrosine phosphatase activity; protein binding. The record is from RefSeq and is a predicted model, not a curated record. The transcript has 37 exons.